Trichoderma asperellum CBS 433.97 is the source of this 1093-nucleotide messenger RNA. Lineage: Eukaryota; Fungi; Ascomycota; Sordariomycetes; Hypocreales; Hypocreaceae. The record is from RefSeq and is a predicted model, not a curated record.
CACAUAUGCUACACAUUCCGGCACCAGUCUGGAUAUCCAGCCAGAGAUAGCCGAGGAGUUGAAGAAGAAGAGAGAGAGAGAGAGAAAAUGAACAAGUUCAAAAACCAAGAGCUUGACGGCAAGGCAUUUGCAGAUAUUGAUGAUGCAGAGUUAGGAAAGGGUCUUUUAGAGGGCAGCACAGAUGCAGACACAGACACAGACACAGACACAGGCACAGACAGAUCUACCACUUCUACGAGCUCACGUAGCUGGUGGUAUAGAUGGUACAAGGCUAUUAUCGGAUUCUCAGCACUGCUAUGCGCGUCCAACCUCCUUACAUUCUGGAUCACAGCUUCUGCAAGGCCUCAAUGCCAGGCUACAGAGUCAGUGGCAGAGCCUCCAAAACUCACGCCAAUGCUUCGAGACUUGAAUCUCAAGACAAUUCAUGUCAAGUUUGAUUCAACUUUCUUUAGCCAAGGGAGCCGCUAUCGUAAGCCCCCAUCGCCAGAGACUGAUGCUGCUUGGAACUAUGCAGGUGCCAAUUUUGGAUACAUUCUCAUUCCCGAGGAACAUGCAAGCGAAUCUGAUUUAACAACUAAUAACAUUCAUUUCGCUGGCGGUUCUGAUCAAGCUUACAUGAAAGGCUAUGCUGCCAAUGUUGAAGUAUUUCAUCAGAUACACUGCUUGAAUCUGAUCCGAAAGGCGACGUGGUACAAUCAUGACUACUAUCGAAAGCUCGGAGCGGACGAGUUUCGGCAUCCUGAUAAAACACUGUCUGUCCAUGUUGAUAGUUUACGUCAACGGCUCAUGUGCACCGCCGACGUUGGGCUGGUUCCCUUCUUCUGGGUUGGCGAUGAUGGCGGAACAGAUCCUGAAUUCAGUCGGACGCACACCUGCCGUGAUUUUGAGACUCUCCAUGAUUGGAUGAUGAAGCACAUGGUAACUCCGGACUCUAAUCACACUCUGCUUCCUAGGCCAGGAGACUACAGAGUGGAUCAUUUCCAUUGAUUGGCUCUUAUGCUAUGAGACGCAAGCCAAAAGAUAUGGAUGCAAUGUAACUAUCAGGUAGCUUGGAGAGAGAUAAAUGUUGGAUAGGUUUAUGUUGUAUAAUAUU